GACUUAUUCACGGUACACUGCACGGCAUCCGUGAUUAUGAUAAAACUACACUACAAAAUAAGUCAGGCAGGGAAGCCCUACCUCGACAGAACUGACAUCACGUUUGAAUCCUAACAAAAAAACGACAACAUUAUUUAUCAAGAUUAAUAAGGCUUAAGAGACGGAACUUUACAUGGAAAACAGCUCAAAAUUAAAAACAGUUAUUUCCUGAUAUAAAACAUGCAAAGGCAAAGACAUUCCUUCAAGCUCACAUCGCAUAGGGUCGGAGUAAUACUCAUAUUGUUAUCAUUUAUUUGGGGGUUGUAUCUCAUAAAAAUUCAGCUAGAUGAAAGAAGCUCUCAACCAGACUACCUAAAGGCAAGAAUAAUUCAGCUUUCAAGGGAAUACAUAAAAGCUCUGGCUCGUGAAAAGAGUCUUGGAGGAAUUGAUGGCCAAGUACCAAAAGAUGUUGAAGACAUGAAAAAAGCAACUGCAGUGUUGCUGCAAAGCAUGAUGGACAGAAUACACAUCCUGGAAAUACAAGUUGAGAGUGUUAUUGUCAAUAGCACUCAAGAAUUUCAAAAUUUAGCCAACCAAAUCAAGUCUCUAAACAGCUCCAUAUAUAAUGGCAACAGAACAACAGUCUGGGAAGAUAAAUGUGUUAUCCCAAAUGAUCCAAGUUAUCCUGAGUGUUUACAAAAAUUUAAUUGGCUGGAGAAAAACUGGAAGAAAGACCCAAGAUUUGCUAAGCAUGGAGUUAAUGGAUCUCGCUGCUCUAUACUAAAGUAUUUGAGUGAGGUCGAGGCUUGGUGUCCAAAACCGCAGUUUAAUUGUGAAAUACCCAAUGAUUCUGCCUUUCCUCACUGUUCGGCUAAAGUUCAGUGGAUGAGGAAAUAUUGGACUUCAGAUCCAAAGUUUCGUGGACAUGGAGUUGAUGGCUCUGACUGCUCUAUACUUUACUAUCUUAGUGAGGUUGAAAAUUGGUGUCCUAGUGUUGCUGGACACACAAGUGUUUCUGAUUGCGCAGUCCCUAACAAUCCUUCCCAUCCAUCAUGCAUGGCAAAAGUUGCUUGGAUGAGAAACUUUUGGAAGUCUGAUGCAUGUUAUGCUAAGGAUUAUGGUGUCAAUGGAACCAUCUGUUCAUUUCUAGUUUAUUUAAGCGAGGUUGAAAACUGGUGUCCUCUCUUACCCGGCCGUGCAAGACCAACAGUUGUAUCUACUAAACCAUUACUGAAGCCUAACUUUCAUCAGAAAGAACUAUCUGGGCUGCUGACACUUUUAGAUGACAAAAAUGCUAUUAAAUUUAGAUGGAUAAAAACUAGAAUCACAAGGAUGUGGCCUGCUUGGAGAGAAGCUCUGAAAUUUUUGAAGAGCAACAGAGACAGUUCAAAAGAUGUCAGAAAAAAGAUUCUGAUUCACAUCGGUGUUUUAGCCAGCGAGUCAACUUUGCACUUUGCAGAAAAUGCAUACAAAGGAGGCCCACUAGGAGAGCUUGUGCAGUGGAGUGACUUGAUAUCUUCUCUUUAUUUACUUGGUCAUGAUAUUACAGUUAGUGCUGAUAUAAAUAAACUACAGCAAGCGCUGGGAAGCGUCAAACAUGGGCGCAAAAAUUCCUGCCCAAUCCACAUUUCUGAUGACUUUGAUCUGAUUUAUCUUGAUUACUAUGGAAUUCGACAAUUGAUUUCCAAGAUAGGAUCACUCAUGCCAUAUUUCAAAUGUAAAUUUCGAAUACUGGACUCGUUUGGCACUGAAGCCCAAUUCAAUUAUGCAGGAUUCACUGAAAAAAUCCCUGGUGGCAGUAUGGGACUCUGGGGACGUCAUAAUCUAAAUUUGCGACAGUUUAUGACGAUGUUUCCCCAUAGUCCAGAUAACUCGUUUUUGGGAUUUGUUGUGGGAGAGAAACCUCCAGAUGUAAAACAACCGAAGAAAAAGAAACCUAGAGCACUGGUCUAUGGCAAACACUUUUAUAUGUGGAAGGAUCUUAAGAACAAAGAAUUUCUUAAUAUCAUUAACAAGUACCUUGAGAUCCAUGCUACAGUAGGAGGAGCGAAUGACUUUGAAUUGCGAAAAUAUAUCCCAAGUUUUGUCAUAAACCAUGGUGUUCUACCUGCUGCAGAAGUACAGAGUCUUCUUCAACAAUCUAUGGUAUUUGUUGGCCUUGGAUUUCCAUACGAAGGUCCUGCACCUCUGGAAGCCAUAGCCAAUGGCUGUUUUUAUCUUAAUCCUAAGUUUACUCCACCCAGAAACCGCCUAAAUACACCAUUCUUCAAGGACAAACCCACCUUAAGAAAGAUAACCUCCCAGCAUCCUUAUACAGAAGAGUAUAUAUCCAAGCCUUACGUGUACACAAUAGAUAUUGAUAACGAUGCGGAAGUGGAAGAAGUCUUGAAAGCAAUUUUAGUGUCUGAACCGGUAAAACCGUACAUGCCUUUCGAGUUCACACAUGAAGGAAUGCUGGAAAGAUUACAUGAAUUUGUACAGAAGCAGGACUUUUGCGGCCAAAGUCAUUGGCCACCAAUCGAGACUCUACGACCUAUCAAAGGUGACAUCUCAAAGUCAUGUAAAGAGACAUGUCAUGAAAAAGAAAUGGUUUGCGAGCCUGAGUUCUUCCAGGAGAUCAAUUUGCCCGAGCAACUUACAAGGGCUGGUUUCCCUUGCAAUACAACUCGUUCCGAGGAUACACCGUCACUGGUUGCUCCAGGAUACCGUGAAGACCCACCAGCCUGUUUACUCCAAGCCCAGCCACUUCUUUUUAGCUGCACGGCAACAAGCCCGUCUACAAGUAGGCUAUGUCCAUGCAGAGAUUUUAAGAAGGGACAAGUUGCUUUGUGUAAAUCAUGCUGAUAGUUUUGAGGAGUGUAAAAAGUGAAAAAAAGUCCCAAAGUCCAAAAAUACAACAAAAGAUUACUGCUACCUCUCAGUCCUUGGACUUAGGUGAAAGGGCUGGGCCAUUUGUAAUUACUUCCCAUCCGAGUGCAAGUGCAGUGAAGCAGACGAUAAGGCAAAGCCAUGCCAAGCUCACUGUCCAGUCAUUACAUUUUAUUUAAAAUUACAUAGCAUCGAGUGCAAUGAAUAUGUAAAUUAGCACCAUAUAAUGAGUGAUGACAUUUCCGACUUUACAAUUUGUAUUUUUACAUUUUCACGUUACUUAAGGCCAAUCCUAGUACUAUGGUUACCCGCUACUAUAAGCAGGGUCAAUAGAGCUCGGCUUCACAAGGAAAAAUAUAGUUAGGCCGAUAACCCGAGUGGUAGGGCUGGUUAGGAACGUCAACAAACCAAAAUGGUAUAAAUCACAAGAUAUUGACGGAAACUUGACUGAAACUUGACUUUCAAAUAUAUUUUACAGUGCGAUUUA
Molecule: messenger RNA, 3334 nt
Organism: Actinia tenebrosa (Australian red waratah sea anemone)
Lineage: Eukaryota; Metazoa; Cnidaria; Anthozoa; Actiniaria; Actiniidae
Product: alpha-1,6-mannosylglycoprotein 6-beta-N-acetylglucosaminyltransferase A
Biological process (GO): protein N-linked glycosylation
Cellular component (GO): Golgi apparatus
Molecular function (GO): alpha-1,6-mannosylglycoprotein 6-beta-N-acetylglucosaminyltransferase activity
Source: RefSeq, a predicted model, not a curated record